AUGCUUCAAAAGAUCAGCGCUGAAAGCGCAUCAAGUUACAAUGCAGAGUUCGACCCAACUCCUCCUGCGACGGUUGAGGAGAUGCACAGACAACUUGAUUUGAUUAUCGAAGCCUGUAAGCGUUUGGAAGACCUCAAAACUAGCGGAGUCCGGCUCACACACCGUGAGGUUCUUAAGUUACGAAAAGCAUAUUGGCUAGCAGUGGGCGAGACACAGAAGCUGCGCAGGGACAAUUCAAGCAGAACUGGUAGUUUGGAUGGACUUGAGACUUCGGAGACAAGUACCGUCGACAGGCCAUUAAGCAGUGGCAGCUCUGUACAAGUUAAUUGUAGCGAUGAUAUGGGUCUCAAACGACAAGAUGCUAAGGCGCUAAGUUGCGACGAGGAGCUCGUCAAGUUGGAGAAAUGCGUUGAGGAGCGACCAGAAGCACAUACUUUUGAUGUUGUGCACGAUUUGGCAGAGGCGAUGAACACCGGAUGGCGAAUAUUCGGCAUUCCACUGGAACGUCGGCUUCAGACUUUGGCUGUUUCCGUAUUCAACUUCUUUGCGUAUGUUUCUCUUAGUCUGAUGCUGAUUGUAGUAAUGAUGGUGAACCAAGUGACCAUGGUGUUUGUUAUUUUAUACGUACUGUACAUUUUCACAAUCGGAAGACCGAAACAUCCCUUGAAGAAGAAGGAUGCGCUCAUGAGCCUCGGUAUAUGGCAUCACUUCACCAACUAUUUCCCGGUGCGCCUCGUCGUGCCGCAAAAGGUACGCUGUCAGUUUGAUUCUAAUAAAAACUACUUAUUCAUUUACCAUCCUCAUGGCAUUAAUUCUUUUGGAGCCUUAUCUUGCUUCAUGUUGGACACUAUGAACCUGAGGACUAUUCUCCCCGGAAUCCGCAUUCACCUUCAAACGCUCAAAUUGAACUUCUACAUUCCAUUCUGGCGUGAACUUGCGGUUGCUGGAGGUUGUGGGGAUGCAAGCGCUCAAUGCAUUCGUGACACGUUACGCAAAGGCCCUGGUGAGUGUGUGGCACUUGUGGUUGGCGGAGCAAAAGAAAGUCUACUGGCGCGACCAAAGAGAAACGAGGUAGCAUUGCAGGACCGCAAGGGGUUUGUUCGGAUUGCAUUACAAGAGGGUACAUCACUGGUGCCCGUGUAUGGAUUUGGCGAGAACGAUGUGUAUAGAAUUCCCCGCUUCGCCGAGUCCAAUGCUUGGAGGCGAGUGGAAGGGUUAGUGAGGAAGUACACGCGAUUUGCAAUACCGCUUGUGAAGGGUCGCGGUUGGUUCAAUUAUGGUUUUGGCUUGUCACCGCACCGUUGCCCCAUCACUGUUGUGUUUGGUGAACCCAUCGAGGUGCCAAGAAUACCCGAGCCAACGGCAGAGGAGGUACAAAUAUGGCAUGCGAAAUAUGUAGAAGCAUUGCAGCGAUUGUUUAGUGAAAACCACACGGUGUUCGCCGCGGAUUCAAAAGGGUUAGUUAUACGAUAG
Messenger RNA from Trypanosoma brucei brucei TREU927, 1473 nucleotides. Its product is annotated as diacylglycerol acyltransferase, putative. Gene Ontology annotation, biological process: triglyceride biosynthetic process. Gene Ontology annotation, cellular component: endoplasmic reticulum membrane. Gene Ontology annotation, molecular function: diacylglycerol O-acyltransferase activity. Bases 1 to 1473 code for a protein of 490 amino acids. The transcript has a single exon. NCBI's taxonomy places the organism in Eukaryota, Euglenozoa, Kinetoplastea, Trypanosomatida, Trypanosomatidae. The record is from RefSeq and is a predicted model, not a curated record.